Molecule: messenger RNA, 3487 nt
Organism: Dunckerocampus dactyliophorus (ringed pipefish)
Lineage: Eukaryota; Metazoa; Chordata; Actinopteri; Syngnathiformes; Syngnathidae
Product: T-box-containing protein TBX6L-like
Exons: 9
Coding region: 1901-3082 (393 amino acids)
Biological process (GO): heart morphogenesis; pattern specification process; cell fate specification
Cellular component (GO): nucleus
Molecular function (GO): DNA-binding transcription factor activity, RNA polymerase II-specific; RNA polymerase II cis-regulatory region sequence-specific DNA binding
Source: RefSeq, a predicted model, not a curated record
UUCCACCUUCAAGCGUCAAGUUGAUUCAAGCAGGGAAGUUUCGGCAUGUCUGCAGACCUCCGGGGAGCUGAGUCACAGCCUCUACUCACGCUGAAGCGUUUCGCAUCACGAGGCUCUGGUCCGGAGACGGGCCGCUUUUAUUUUGGAGAUCAUGAGGCUCGUUUGUGGAUGAAGCGUUUUGAAAUGAAGCUUUCACUUGACAACUUUCCAAGCAUUCACUCGCUCUUUCAUGUCAACGAGCUGACAACUGCUGGCUCCAUCCAGGAGAAGCCCCCUUUUUCUUCUACUACUUAAGGUACAAGUGGGGAGGGUCGGGAAGGGGGGGCAUAAGAGGGCCAAAUGGCCUGGUGGGAUUUGCCGCAUUGUUCACUCCGGUGGAGGUUGGAGGCCACCGCUCUAAUCCGGAGACUGCUUCUCAAUACACAAGUGAGGCAGUCAGGACGGGACCUGUUCGUCUGCCCCCCUCCCCCUCCCAUCGACGCCCACUUUGAAAUUCUGCCCUUCACCUUGUCUUCUGGAAGUGGAGAGAAUAUUCCUUGCAUGUUGCUGGCAAGCUGCGUACACAACAGUCUCUCUCAAUGCAGGGACCACCGUCACGUUUUUCACCGUUUUGUUCAUUAAAGACGCUAAAAGCAAUCCAGCGUCAACUAAUUUUAAUCACAAAAAUAACAGAAACUUCAAAAGCAAGACUCCCUCUUGCGUUUCACUUCUUUGGCUUUCUGGGGCCUUUUUUUGCGACAUUUGUGCCAAAGAAGGCACAGCCGAAGUGAGAAGAUGCAGCAUUUAAAGCACAUGUCAUGUUAUCAAAUUAGUUGUUUCGCAGUGAACAGAGGUUAGCUUAUUUGUACGCUUACGACACUUGAAGGGGCCGUUUGCAAAUGGCUCAAAGUUGCACUUUUUCAAUAUACGAGUAACUCGUUCGCUGGAUGGUGAUUGUUACGGCUAUAUGGGGGGUGUCCGAAGUGCGUCACAAGGGCUAUUUACGGCCCGUGGACCUUGAUUGAACAAAAACACUAAUUAUUUUUUUUUUAAACAGUAAAAAUUGACAAAAAAUAAUAGUAAAUUUACAAGAAUAAAGAAAAAAAAUUAAAGAAAAAAAUAUAAAUAUAAAAUAUAAAACUGAAAAAUUAAAUUAAAAAGUUAAAAUGUCCAAAAAGAAAGUUGAAAUAUUUAGAAAAAAAAUUUGUUAAAGUUGCAAAAAGGUCUCAUGCAAGGAGAAAAAGUCCACAUUAACAAUUCACUUAGUUACAGAUACAGAUUAUUUUUCUUUAACUAUAAAAAACGUUUGGCCACCCCUGGGUUAUACAGUCAAUGAUAGCUAUCGUUAGGAGUUAAACUUGGCCAAAUUGCUAUCAUUAGCUGUCAACAAAUGUGUGUGCGUUAUGCGAGGCGCCGCUCACAUGCUCGGAGUAGGAAGUGCUUGAAAGUUAGCGUCCCUUUAACAAUGUUAGCAUGUAACAUUCCUACAUUGCCUGGACAGUUAACAAAGGUUUCAUGACGGCAACAGUUUGAAACUACAAUUUUCCAAAUUUGUUUGGAGUUUCUUUUUUUUUUUUUAUUAAAAAACAACAACUGUUUCAAAUGUGCAGCUUAAAAAAAAAAUUGAAGCUGCAUGGUUGUCGUUCGACAGUUAUGUUUGAUAAAGACGGCAACAGGAAGUGAUUAUUUCUGCAUUCAACGACCUCUUUCAGUACGAAACCAACCAAAACGAAUGGCAUGAUGGUUCAACAUGGCACCAGCCUGGUGUUGGAAUGACCCGGUAUCUGCAUACGCUCUUUAACAGUAUUGCGUCGAAACAAAUCAGGAAGUCGGCGUGCCUCGGCCACACCCCGUCUCCCUGCUGCUGUAACCCCGCCCUCUCUGUGAUGACCAAUCAAGCUCAAGGGUCAGGCCCCUAAAGAUGGAUUCCAAAGAUAUCUCAGUGGUCAAAACAUCUCCUCAAAGCAGCACUUUCUCUCCAAGCUCCAGAGGAGGAAACAUGCGACACAUUCAUGACUCCAAACCCAAUACGAGCGUGCCCAGGCUGCCCCGGGCCGCCGACUCCGUCCCGCAGGGAGGCAUCAGGAUGACCUUGGAGAACGCUCAUCUCUGGAAGUCCUUUCACAGCAAAGGAACAGAGAUGAUUAUCACGAAACAUGGAAGGAGGAUGUUCCCACACUGCAGCGUCAGCGUAACAGGCCUCCAGCCUUUUGCCAAGUACAUCGUCAUGAUGGACAUGAUUCCAGCAGACCGUUUCAAAUACAAGUGGAAAAAUGAGCAGUGGGAGUUGGCAGGGAAGGCGGAGCCUCAGCCCCCACGUAGGUCAUACAUGCACCCAGACUCCCCCGCACUAGGAAGUCACUGGAUGAAGCAGUCUUUGUCCUUUCUGAAGAUGAAGCUCACCAACAACACCUUGGACCAGCACGGCCAUAUCAUCCUCCACUCCAUGCAUCGCUACUACCCCAGGUUUCACGUCAUCCAGACAGACAGUCCAUACCUGGUCCGCUGGGCCCCCUUUCGGUCUUUCUCCUUCCUGGAGAUGACCUUCACUGCAGUCACCGCCUACCAGAACCCAAAGAUCACAAAGUUGAAGAUUGACCACAACCCAUUUGCUAAAGCAUUCCGGGAGGGAGGCACACACGCACAAGGGAAAAGGUGUCGUCCUUCAGAGAAAAUGUCCUCAGCGGACAGGAAAGUUGUAUGCAAAAGUUCUUCAGGCCUGCGGGGGACACCUUCUUCCACUCAGUCGGAAGAGACAGACAAGAGUCAGGUUGCACAGACCAUGAAGCGGGGUCCACAUCCCAGCUGGUCUAAGGAGCAGGACGCCUCUGAGAGUCUACAUGGGGAGCCUCUGGAGCUGCAUGAGUACGACUACAGCUGUGAGGAGCAGAUGGUGCCGGCGUCAGUGACCUAUCAACACCACAGGUCGGAUUUAAGGUCUGUAGAAUACACCAGAUUUGGGUUCCCCUCCAGUGAGGCAGACACGCCCCAUGCCCUCGCCCCAGCUCAACGGGACACCCGGCAGCAAGGCUCCUCCCACCACCACCCCAGCAACACAGCCGACUGGAGCCAGUACCCGCUCUUCUCCUACUCCUCCUGGUGAACCCUGGCUGAGAGGAGCAGACAGAGGAGAUGUACAGAAGUGUAUAAAUGUAUACCAUGUUUACCGUCUCACCAGGAGUGUUGCCCUUUUACCUGCAGGUUUAUUUUGGCUUGCAAAUGAACAUUUUUGCUUUGCAUUUGAAAAGUAUUGUUUUGUUUUUUUACUGGAAAGCAGGUCUUUUUCCUGUCAUCUGGGAAAACCAAAACCAGUAGAACGAUGUGCCAUUAUAUUAACGUUCAUUGCUUUUGCGUCAGGUGUUGCUUAAAGAGAAGAAAGUAUCAUAGUAGCAAAAAUAAUGGUUCUGCCUUGAAAACACAAAAAUAUUAUUGUAAGCACCCAAGAGACGUGAUGACAUAAUUCUUGCUACUGAUGAAAUUAUUUCUUAAGGCAAGAUUUGCUACUAGA